This is a messenger RNA of Panicum hallii, 1293 nucleotides long. RefSeq names its product 5-pentadecatrienyl resorcinol O-methyltransferase-like. The record is from RefSeq and is a predicted model, not a curated record. Gene Ontology annotation, molecular function: S-adenosylmethionine-dependent methyltransferase activity; protein dimerization activity; O-methyltransferase activity. Gene Ontology annotation, biological process: methylation. The transcript is spliced from 2 exons. Lineage: Eukaryota; Viridiplantae; Streptophyta; Magnoliopsida; Poales; Poaceae. Bases 1 to 1107 code for a protein of 368 amino acids.
AUGACCAUCGCCGAGGAGAACAAGGAGUUGCUCCAGGCGCAGCUCGAGCUCUGGCACCACGCCUUCGGCUACGUCAAGUCCAUGGCGCUCGCCGUCGCCCUGGACCUCGGCAUCGCCGACGCCAUCCACCGCCGCGGUGGCGCCGCCACCCUCUCCCAGAUACUCGCCGAGGCCGCGCUCAGCCCGUGCAAGCUUCACGGCCUCCGCCGCCUCAUGCGCGCGCUCACCGUCGCGGGCACGUUUACCGUUGCCACCUCGUCUGAAGACUCCGGUGGCGAAGCCGUCUACGAGCUGACGCCGGCCUCACGCCUCCUCGUGAGCGACGACGUCGACGGCGGCGAUGGCGAGGGCUCGGCGAUGAGCCUUUCGCCUGUCCUGAGCCUGGUGCUCAACCCCUUCCGCGUCUCGCCGCUCGGCAUGGGCAUCGGCGCGUGGUUCCGGCAGGAGGGCCAGCCGGGCGUGGCCCCGUUCGCGGUGGCGCACGGCAGGAACAUGUGGGAGACGGCAGCGCGCAAGCCCACCUUCAACGCGCUGGUCAACGACGCCAUGGCCGCGGACAGCCGCUUCCUGAUGCGGAUCGUCCUCAGGGAGUGCGCCGAGGUGUUCCACGGGAUAAGCUCGCUGGUCGACGUCGCCGGCGGGCUCGGCGGCGCCGCCACCUCCAUCGCCAAGGCGUUCCCGGAGCUGAGGUGCACCGUGCUGGAUCUUCCUCACGUGGUUGCCAAUGCUCCCUCUGGCGGCAACGUGCAGUUUGUCGAGGGCGACAUGUUUCAGAGCAUCCCGCCGGCAGAUGCUGUCUUUCUCAAGUGGAUUUUGCACGAUUGGGGCGAUGAUCAGUGUGUCAAGAUUUUGAAGAACUGCAAGCAAGCAAUACCUUCAAGAGAUAAAGGAGGAAAGGUGAUAAUCAUAGAUAUGGUAGUUGGAUCUGGAUCAUCAGACGCUAAGCAACUAGAGACACAAGUUUUGUAUGAUCUCCUUAUUAUGGGUAUCAAUGGUGUCGAGCGAGAUGAGCAAGAGUGGAAGAAGAUUUUCUUGGAAGCAGGGUUUAAGGACUACAAAAUUAUGCCGAUUCUUGGUGUCCGGUCGAUCAUCGAGCUCUAUCCAUGAGAGCUCACUGAACAAUCCGUCUGAAAAAUAAGAAUAUGUGUGAUCGGACGCACCAUUGAUUGUCUACUACUAGUGGCCUAAACAUGAAGGCGUGAAUUUGUAAAUGAACUUUAGGCCCUCUCUCCAACAUGAAUAAUGGAGGAAAAUUGAAUCAUCAAUAAAAGAUUUCGUGUAAGGCUUCAAAAA